UGCUGUUUGGCAUAGGGAUCGGAUGCCCAAGCUUGGACGAAAUGGAGAUUGACAACAAACCACGUCGUCAAUCACUUUUGGAUGUCAAAAAUUUGGAAGGAAAAAAACAAAUUAUCAAGGAUUACAUGCACACAUAUCAAAAACUUAAAAUACUCGACGAUUGGGAAGACCGCAGGAUCGAAAAGAUGAAGAAGAUGGAAACAGUAAUAACCACUGCUGUCUUCCAGGAAGAGACACAAAAAAUUGUAAAACUUGUAAAUAAAAUGGGUGCAAAAAUCAUUCGCGCAGAGAAAGGAUGUGUGAUCUCCUACCUCGAGUUUGAUGAUGAAAAUGGUCUGGAAAAGUUCUGGGACUUUCAUGAAUCAGGCGGGCUUUCCAAAUACUUAACCGAUCUUGCUCUCCCGGACGACGAGAUGAGGCACCUUGAAGGUGGCAAGACUCUAUGUGUACAAACUGUGGCACUGGACGAAGACUACCUGGCCUGGAAACACUACUUCAAUGGGACCAGACCACCCAGGAGUCGGAAGAAUAAACAAGUCACCGUAGUCGAAGGAGGCUGCAUUGUAGGAGUCCAGAGGGUACUUGUAAAAGUAACAUCUAGGCCAUCUACUGAUGAACCAAGAAAACAUGAGGGACAACUGCAAGGCAGCAGAGCUGAAGGCAUGGAUCAUCAUGCACAACUGGUUGUUGAUAUGAUGCAGCAAAUCAGCCUGUCUGCAGCUACAGAUACCCCACUGUUGGGAGCCACCUCCUCGGAACCCCACGAGGGCAGAAGGCAGAGGAGAAAGAGUGGUGAAAGAAAAAAGCACAGAAGUGGGGAAGGGAAGAAACAUUAA
Messenger RNA from Branchiostoma belcheri (Belcher's lancelet), 836 nucleotides. RefSeq lists its product as uncharacterized. The record is from RefSeq and is a predicted model, not a curated record. The coding region runs from base 42 to 836 and encodes 264 amino acids. The transcript has 3 exons. NCBI's taxonomy places the organism in Eukaryota, Metazoa, Chordata, Leptocardii, Amphioxiformes, Branchiostomatidae.